UUUACCUGGCUCUUCUACUGACCUACUCAGUCAGUGAGUAGUCCUAGCCAUCCAGUUUUGGUCCACCUAUGAUAAUUUUGUUGGGUUCGACAGGCACGAUUUUUACAGCUCAUUUUUGCAUUGUGUGUUAUUAUUGUAGGGUGCCGAAUGUGUGACUGCGGGUGUGUCCGGCGUACCAACUCAACUGUGAAAAAUCUUGAGCAGACACGGUUUAUAGAUGGCGUGAGCCAGCCUAGACUCUGCCUUGGGUGCUUGCGGCAGACUUAACAUUCACAAGCUGAGCAGUGUGAUAAUUAUUAAGACUAUUGAAAGAAUGUUGAAAGAAGCCUACUGAACUCGGCUUUUUUUUCCUGUAUUUGGCCAUGAAUUCGCCACUGGGAUCGCCGCCUAUGCCGCUCUUUAGUCCCGCUUGGAUCAAGUGGGCUGCCAGUGUUCCCGUAGCAGCGACUCAGAAAGAUCCCGAACAUCGUUCGCAAUAUGCCGAAGACGACUGCUUCUCCAGCCUACCUUAUGACUUGGUGAUGAAGCUGUUUGUCAACUAUCUCCAUCCGUGCGAUCUUGUCAACAUAAUGUGUCUGAACUACAGCAGCUAUAAAAGGUUCCAGGACGAAAACAUGUGGAAGUCCCUCUGUGCCAGGCAACUCAAGUGCAAAGCGCGAAAGGUGGACGUGCCUUACCGCUACAAGCAUUGUGAAUCAGUGGGUGCCUGUAGCUCUUCCGUGAAGAAGCGUGAGCUGUCAACGAUGGACAGCUUUGAGGUGAUUCAAAUGUCACCGAUGUCCUAUCGGGACCUGUACACCAAAUUGUUGUUUCCGUUUCGCGGAUUGUUUAACCGCGUUUUGCGGGCUUCCUCGGAAUCGACGCCCUGGGGCCUAAUUUUGACCGUUGAGUAUCGGGAUGGUAUUGUUUACGGUCGGCAGUGGAUGUUGCCUGAAGAUGCCGCCAACCACAUGAUUCCCGUGGCGGAUUUCUCUGUUUAUGUUGAUGGUGCCACCGAUCGCGUGGAAAUUGUUAAUCAUCUAGUGCGCUCCAGGAUUUGUCGUGAUGUCACACAACUCCGUCUGAUGAUAUUCACCGAUCAGUUCACGAUGUCUGAGCAUCAAAAGCCGCUGUGUUUUCAGUUUCGGCGGGGAAUUGGGGAAAGUUAUACUGGAUGGAAUGCUGAGUUGGACGAUGAAUUCGCAUCAUGCCGUAAAUCCUGCGGUUGGUCAUGGCCAGAGGACCAGUUUUUCGUCCCGGAGCGCGGUUUUUACAAAACGAAGAUGAAAUGGAUGGAUUUACUAAGGCAUGAUUUGAGUUAUCAUCGAUUUUAUCCUGAUUCUUUGGGGCUGCAGCCAUCGAAUCUUCAAGGAGUUGGUGUCAUCUAUGGAUAUUUUAAGGCUAACCUGAAAGGGCGAGGUACUCAGUUGUUCAAGGUGUUUUCACCGACCCGGGGGGAUUCAGUUGAUGGCGUGAAGGUCACUGGAGAUAGUGCUCGCUCGUGUGAAAUGGUCGCGUUUUGGUUCAGCUUUCGAAAUGGUAUUAUCGUGCCUCCUGAUCAGUUGCAAGCAGUCCAUCAGCCUCCUGAAAGCAAGUGGAAGCAGCUCAAAAGCAAAACUCGUUCAAUUACGGGCGCUGUAAAGCAGGAAUUUAAACUGCCAGUGGAGAUGCAUCCACAUAUCGCAUUUGAUUUGUUCAAAGUCCCGAAGUACUGUUUGGGGCGAUUUACCGGGAAGUGGCAUCCUUACGAUCUUAAUCAACGCGCGGCGCUGCAGCCGGAAUCCACGAAACCUACCAACGCGCAGUUGGUUGUGUUCAGUGCCAGCAGUUUCUUGAUUUUGUGGUAUCAUCCUUCUCCUGGAGCUAUCCUUUUCGAAAAAAUCCAGAGCGAUGAUCCAUUCUUCUCCUUUGUUCAGUGAUGCUCUUGUUGGUGUUUGGUAACCGUUUUUCAAUUUUCCAGUUACUAAUUACGUUACGCUUUGGUUGCCGAACGGAACCCGGGUUGGGUUGCUUGUUUUUGUUCUGUUUGUUACUUACUUUUGUUCUUUCUUUACUUAUAGCUGCAUGGUAUAUAAUUUUAUGGAUUUUAUUUUUCGGAAUCUUUUAAUCUUUGAUUAAUUUUGAUCUUCAGAGAAAACUAUUUUGUUGUAGCAGUUCUGGGAUUGUUAGGCUGUACGCAAGUGACGAUUUUUAUUAAAUA
Paramacrobiotus metropolitanus is the source of this 2179-nucleotide messenger RNA. RefSeq lists its product as uncharacterized. NCBI's taxonomy places the organism in Eukaryota, Metazoa, Tardigrada, Eutardigrada, Parachela, Macrobiotidae. The transcript has 6 exons. The record is from RefSeq and is a predicted model, not a curated record. Bases 363 to 1898 code for a protein of 511 amino acids.